Messenger RNA from Miscanthus lutarioriparius, 1674 nucleotides. NCBI's taxonomy places the organism in Eukaryota, Viridiplantae, Streptophyta, Magnoliopsida, Poales, Poaceae. The record is from the annotation of a GenBank genome assembly.
AUGGCCCUCGGCGAGGCCAGCCCCUACCGCGUCUCCCCGACCAAGACCCGCCUCGUCGCCACCGGCUGCCCCACCAUCGGCUACUUCGUCGACAGCGACGAAUACUUCGUCAGCGGCUGCACGUCCGUGUGCCGGCCGGCGCAGUACGCCAUCGCGGGGCAGGGGUCGUGCACCGGCGUCGGGUGCUGCCAGAGCGCCAUACCGCCCGGCGUCAGCUACUACCAGCCCAACACGCUCAGCUUGCAGGGGGGAAAUUUCACCACGUGCCAGUACGUGUUCCUGGCGGACGCCGACUGGUUCAGCUACAGCGACCGCGUGUUCUUCAACCGGACCGACGACUUCGCCGCGCCCGUGGUGCUCGACUGUGCUGUCCGGAACGUCGGCAACUGCAGCGCCGCCCAGCAGAACAUGACGGACUACGUGUGCCGGAGUGGGAACAGCGAGUGCGUCCCCUCCACCAACGGCGCCGGCUACCGGUGCAACUGCAAGCAGGGCUACGAGGGGAACCCCUACCUCGACGGCGGAUGCAGAGACAUCGAUGAGUGCCGCCGCAAAGACGAGUAUCCAUGCUACGGAGACUGCACAAAUCUGCCGGGAAACUACACUUGCAAAUGCCGUCCGGGAACCGAUGGGGAUGCCUACAAGCAGAACGGUUGCCGGCCCAAGGACAGGUUCACACUAGCUCUUAAAGUGGUUACAGGGUUCGGCGUUGGGGUGGUCUUAUUACUGUUAUGCGUGUGCCUCAACCUGGGGCUCGAGAAGGGGAAGCUCAUCAGAACGAAGCAGAGGUUCUUCGAGCAGAACGGGGGCGUCAUCCUGCAGCAGCAGAUGCGCUCCUACACCAGCGCCGGCGCUGGAGCGGGUGGGUUCAAGAUAUUCUCCGAGGAUGAGCUGGAGAAGGCGACCAACAGCUUCGCCGCCGACCGUGUCCUCAGCCGCGGCGGGCACGGCAUCGUCUACAAGGGUGUGCUCGAGGACAAGACGGUGGUGGCCAUCAAGAGGUCCAAGAUGAUGGAGGAGGCCCAGACCAAGGAGUUCGCGAGGGAGAUGCUCAUACUCUCCCAGAUCAACCACAGGAACGUCGUCAAGCUGCUAGGCUGCUGCCUUGAACUCACCGCAAAAGUUUCGGAUUUCGGGGCGUCGAAAUUGGCGCCCGAUGAUGAGGCCGAGAUUGCGACAUUGGUGCAGGGGACUUGUGGGUACCUUGACCCUGAGUACCUCAUGACAUGCCAGCUAACCGAUAAGAGCGACGUGUAUAGCUUUGGUGUCAUCCUGCUGGAGCUUCUGACCAGAAAGAAGGCACUCUACUUCGACGGGCCAGAGGAAGACAGGAGCCUAGUGUCAUGCUUCAUGACGGCAAUGAAGGCUGGCCGGCAUGAAGAGCUUCUUGACAGCCAAGUGAGGAACGAGAUGAGAGCCGAGGUGCUUGAAGAAAUUGCUCACCUCGUGAUGCGAUGCCUGAGCAUGAGUGGAGAGGAACGGCCAACGAUGAAGGAGGCGGCUGAGAGGCUGGAGAGGCUGAGAUACCAGCAGCACCCGUGGGCUCAGGCUGAUGGCAAUCUGGAAGAGAGGCAGACCUUGCUUCCCAUGGAACAACGGGAUCUUCCUUCCAUGUUCAGACAGCAAGAUGUCCUGGAUCUUGAAGAGGGCAGCACAUAUACUUACAGCUUGUAG